Molecule: messenger RNA, 957 nt
Organism: Aspergillus piperis CBS 112811
Lineage: Eukaryota; Fungi; Ascomycota; Eurotiomycetes; Eurotiales; Aspergillaceae
Exons: 1
Coding region: 82-813 (243 amino acids)
Source: RefSeq, a predicted model, not a curated record
CUCGCCAUAAUAUUAUUUCCAUAUUCCCUUCUUCAACCUGGCUAUAUGCCUUUUCAUUGUGAUUCCCCGAAUAACCACAUGAUGUACGCGCAAAUUGCCCAGCGCUCCAGUUCUGAGUCACUGCCUAUUGUGAAGGAUAGGACUAAGCCAAGGUUUCGGUAUCUGAAGGUCGAAGGCAUAUCUACAAUUAUUCUCCUUCUUCUUGCCACCUUUGGGGUCAUUGAUCUCUGUUACCAAGCAUACAAUAGGAUUUACACUACCAACCACAUCCACAUCCACGCAAAUACACAACCCGAGCCAGAUAUAUCUUGUAAUUGCGGAGACACCAUCACAGAGGCUCUUUCAAACGACUGCAAAUAUGAUUCUUUAGCUGCAGCGUGGCUUCCGCCAGCGUGUCGGAACGACGAACUCACCUCGGCUUUUGAAAAGGUGGGGUCAAAUCCGGAUGGAAGCUGGCCUUACUUUGCUGAUGUGAACAUGACGCGACCGCUUUCACUGAAAGAGGUGUCUAUGCUUCCUGAUACUAGAGCAGGGGGUGGAGAGGCACAAAAUGUCUUUUACACGACCCACAGGUGGCAUUUGGUGCAUUGUAUGUAUUACUGGAAGAAAAUGUUCUUGUCGCAAGAGCUGGGAACAACAAUUGAGAGGAGAUAUAACAAUGUGGGGCAUAUUGAGCACUGUCUGAGGGCGGUACUGGAACAGAAAGAAGGCCUGGACAAUGUUACCACGGGGGCUGGAGUGGCGUUGCACUCCGAUUGGAUCAAUGGCAGGCCAGAUAUGCAAGAGAAUCGCCAUGGUCAUAACCACAAAUAAUACUGUUUGUGAUUAUCUAUCUAUCGAGAAACAAGCCCAUGUAUUUCUCGAUUGAAAUCAUAUAACAGUGCCUUAUGUAAAACUGGAAAGUGAUGUCGCCUGCUCAUCUCAGAUCCAUAACAGUAUGGCCUCAUUUCGUUUUAA